This is a messenger RNA of Helobdella robusta, 1758 nucleotides long. RefSeq lists its product as hypothetical. The record is from RefSeq and is a predicted model, not a curated record. The transcript has 5 exons. The coding region runs from base 1 to 1758 and encodes 585 amino acids. NCBI's taxonomy places the organism in Eukaryota, Metazoa, Annelida, Clitellata, Rhynchobdellida, Glossiphoniidae.
AUGUCAGCAACUACUACUGAUAUAGCAAAAUCAAGCUCUCAUUAUCCUAAAAAACAAAGAAAAAUAGACAGUUUUUUUAACCAUUCCAUUGCAACAACAGUCCCUAAUCAGAAUGAACAAUUUGACCCUGAGGAUAUCUUUUAUGACACCACUUUACCUGAUCACUCUACAUCAGUAACAAAUAGUAUCUCAGCAGCAAAAUCAAAAGUACCUGUACAGGCAGAAUGUGUUUCUCAAGUCACACAUACAUCGUUACCUUUUGAUCAGAUCAUCUCCAAAGAUUUUGCACCUUUUGGACAGUGGUACAAAGGCUUCAAACUUGAUGCUGCUUGGUUGCAAAAACACCAUUCAGAACUGAAAGCAAUAAAACUGGGUUCUCGUAAAGGUCUAAAAUUCAAACUGUGCUACGAUAACAUUUCUGAAGCUAAAAAGUAUGUUCGAAAUGGUACUGUCCCAAUAGCUGAUGUUGCUGUACACAAUGAUUCAGUAACCAAAACGCUGUCAGCUUGGUCUUGGCCAAGUCGUUCACUAGCACAAAUGCAUGCAGAAAACCAAGUUAAGCAAUACAUUGAUCACGGUCUUGAUUGUAACUUUGUGGCGUUUAAUCCACCCCAGUCAGCAUUGCAUUACAGAAAUCCUGACCGGUACAGAGAGAUAUUAUCAUUUGUGUCCAAGCAUGAAUUGAGCAGAGUUAUUCAAGCAUUGAAAAUCGCAUACUGUGUCGCCCUGCAAAUUGAGAAAUCUGUUGAUAAAUACAAUGCUGACAGUCUGUUUGUUACUGCUCGACACAUGGACAACACUAAUUUUGAGAUGAAAGAUAGUUUUCUUGGCGAAUGCCACAGUGAGUUAAGAGGAGUAAUUGGGAUGGUCGAUGCUUUGCAGAAACGUUUCCAGUAUCUUGAAAUUGAAGAUGUCAUUAAAGCAAAGAUGGUGGGUCUUACGACAGAUGGGGAAAAUUCAAAUACUGGACGUCACGGAGGGUUGUGGGUAAAAAUGUCUGAGUAUUUAGGGCACAACAUGUUGACAUUUUGGUGCAUAGCUCACAGAUCUGACCUGGCUUUUGAAAGCGUUGAAAACGUGGUUCCGGAGUUUCGUCAUUGGUUAACAGAUGUAAAAAAUGUCGCUACUUAUUUUCGUGGAUCAAGCUACCGACAAGAAAAACUGCAUGAAAUUGCUGCAAGUUUGGGUGAGACUGCUAAACAUUUUCCACGGCAUCAUGAAGUUCGUUUUGCGGAACACCUUGCCAAUGUUGUACUUGCAGUUCUGUCUAAUCAUCAGAUGAUGUGCGCUUACAGGAAGACAGUUGUACAACAAGGUGAAAAUAAUGAAAAGCAAAGAGCAAGAGAUGGAGGAAAAGAAGUAUAUCUUGCGAUUUACAAAAAAGAAGCUCAACGCACGUUUGUUACCUUGGCUGAUUUAAUGCAAAAACACGACCACGUACUUCAGCGUCUUUCCAUGAUGGUAAACAGUCCAUAUCCUGGGGGAUAUGAAGAAAAAAAUUUUGAAGCAGUGCGUCUUGAGGUAAUCACAUGUGCAAAAAACUUCCUUGAGAGAAGGUUGGAUGUCGAUCAGGAUUUACAAGUAAAGGCAAUGAUAGAUGUUGCCAAUGCUGAAAAUGCUGAAGCAAUGAUCAAAGCCGCUGGUUCAAACAUUUCUUAUAACUUGCCCUCACAGCAUGAUCACGGAACGGGUAAUUUCAUGCCAUACAGAAUUAAAAAGCGACCUUCGAUCAUCUAUGUCGAGAAAUACUGUGAAUGA